UACUUGAUCACAUGACAGACACUGUGAGGGAUGAGGACGGUGCUUGCUGGUUCCAGGAGGGCUCCGGGCUGUGGUGAAGGCAUGUUUAUUCUGUGGCUGGUAUUGCUGUUGUUCCCAGGAGCCCCAGCCCAGUAUUCAGUAGAUGAUCUCGGAGGGCUUGGUCGUAUGUUCGAUGGGAUCGGAGCAAUCAGCGGAGGAGGAGCAACGUCUCGGCUUCUUGUAAACUACCCAGAACCACAAAGAACUGAGAUCCUGGAUUACUUGUUCAAGCCAAAUUUUGGUGCCUCUUUGCACAUCUUCAAGGUUGAAAUUGGAGGUGACGCACAAACAACAGACGGAACUGAACCAUCUCAUAUGCACUACCCCGAUGAUCAGAACUACUUCCGAGGUUAUGAAUGGUGGUUGAUGAAAGAGGCAAAGAAGAGAAACCCUGCAAUAAAACUCAUAGGUUUGCCUUGGGCUUUUCCUGGCUGGAUUGGUAAUGGCAAAAACUGGCCUUACGAUUUUCCUGAUGUGACGGCUUAUUAUGUUGUGUCAUGGAUUAUAGGUGCCAAGCAAUAUCAUAACUUGGAUAUCGACUACAUUGGGAUUUGGAAUGAGAGAGCCUAUGACAUAAAAUACAUAAAGGUUCUGCGGCAUACUUUGGACAGGCUGGGUUUAACGAACGUUGGCAUCAUCACUGCAGAUGGAGAUUGGGAGAUUGCACACGACGUGCUAGUUGAUCCUUAUCUUAAUGAGGCUGUACAGGUCAUAGGUGCCCACUAUCCUGGAACCCACGCAGCACAGGAUGCUAUUCUGACAGGGAAGACUCUCUGGGCCUCUGAAGAUUACAGCACUUACAAUGAUGAGGUCGGUGGAGGUUGUUGGGCUCGGAUUCUAAACCAAAACUAUGUGAAUGGAAACAUGACUUCGACUAUCUCUUGGAAUAUGGUGGCCAGUUACUAUGAACAGUUACCUUUUGGUUUGGAAGGGCUGAUGACUGCCAAGGAGCCAUGGAGUGGAAAUUAUGUGGUAUCAACACCCAUAUGGAUCACUGCACACACUACCCAGUUCACGCAGCCAGGCUGGUACUAUCUCAAAACGGUUGGACAUUUAGACAAAGGUGGAAGCUACGUGGCACUGACUGACCGGUUGGGAAACCUGACGAUUGUCAUUGAGACCAUGUCACACAACAACUCUAUCUGCAUCCGUCCUCCACUGCCAGACUAUAAUGUUUCAGCUCAGUAUGCUACGUUCUACCUUCAAGGCUCCUUUAAAAACCUGCAAGAACUGCAGGUUUGGUAUUCAAGUCUGGACAUCAACAACACCAAACCUGUUACAUUCAAAAAACUGUCUCCACUAAAGGUACAAAAUGGUUCUUUCACAUUGCAGCUGGGGGUGAAUGAAGUUUACACAAUAACAACCCUGUUGACUGGACAGAAGGGUUCAUUUCCUGAUCCACCUGAAUCCAAACCUUUCCCUCUAAAAUACAAGGAUGACUUCAGUGUCAGAAACCCCCCCUUCUCAGAGGCCCCUUAUUUUGCAGAUCAGUCUGGUGUAUUUGAAUAUUUCACAAAUACUUCUGACCCAGGCGAUCAUGUCUUCACCUUUCGCCAAGUUCUCACUCAACGUCCUAUUACUUGGGCAUCGGAUGCUAACCAAGCCAUUAGUGUGAUUGGUAACUACCAAUGGUCUAAUGUUACAGUGACAAGUGACAUUUACAUUGAAACCCCGGACACCGGAGGGGUGUUUGUUGCUGCUAGAGUGGAUCAGGGAGGCUCACCGACUGACCGGGCAAAGGGUAUAUUUUUCUGGGUGUUUGCUGAUGGCACAUAUAAAGUCACUGGGGAUUUAAUGGGCCAGACUAUUCUGUGCAAGGGGCUGGCAGGUGUUCGUGCUAGAAGCUGGCAUACACUGACCCUACAUAUUGAUGGUACUAAUGCAUUUGGGCUGCUAAAUGGAAAUCCCUUGUGGAAAGAAGUUGUGACUGGAGGACCUUUGAAUGGCUGGGCUGCCAUUGGGACAAGCUGCUUUGAAUUUGCACAGUUUGAUAACUUUAUGAUUGAGGUCAAAGAUUCUGAGUGAGCCUUAUUCAGAAUGCCUUAUUUGCAAGUCUUGUAUAAACUCAUAGAAGACUGAAGAACUGACAGUUCUAUCAUAGACUGAUAAACUGAAGCAAAUGAUGUCAUGUUAACUGGGGAUAUGAAGAUAUAUUUUUCUAACACAACAGAAUUUAGAAGCAUUUCCUACAAAUGCUGUCUGCACUGAAUGAUACCCUCCUUUUCACUUUUUGUGAAUGGAGCAAGAUAUUUAAAAGAAGUAUAUUUUGACCCCUGAAGGGGCUAAAUUGUUUUGUCUAUAAAAACGGGUACAUAGGAUAUUGAUUCUUAAUGGAAAUUGCAAUACUUUUGUUUACGUAAAUCAAAAAAAUGAUAAGGAACUUUCUGGACCAUGAUAGCUGUAAGUUAGUGUCUGGACUUUGAGACUUUUUUUUACAGGCACAAAAUAAAAUGUUUUCUCCUACUAA
Molecule: messenger RNA, 2506 nt
Organism: Xenopus tropicalis (tropical clawed frog)
Lineage: Eukaryota; Metazoa; Chordata; Amphibia; Anura; Pipidae
Gene: galc
Product: galactosylceramidase
Exons: 17
Coding region: 31-2064 (677 amino acids)
Biological process (GO): galactosylceramide catabolic process
Cellular component (GO): lysosome
Molecular function (GO): galactosylceramidase activity
Source: RefSeq, a predicted model, not a curated record